Molecule: messenger RNA, 1071 nt
Organism: Ilex paraguariensis (yerba mate)
Lineage: Eukaryota; Viridiplantae; Streptophyta; Magnoliopsida; Aquifoliales; Aquifoliaceae
Source: the annotation of a GenBank genome assembly
UACCGUGUAUUGCAGUCAACCUCAUUUUGGACUAUAAUCUGUCUUUCUCUCUCAUCAAACCUUGCUCGACGACAAUGGCGAUUCGAACACAUUCGAUUCUCGCUCUAACCCUUUCGAUACUGGUUUGUUUUGCCGAAUCGGGUGGUGAUACGAACUUGGUUUACUCUCCAUGCAACGAUGCUUCGGUUCAGAAGGACGAUGGGUUCAGUUUCGGAAUUGCUUUUGCUGCGAGGACUGCCUUUUUCUUCAACAACUCGCUCCAGUUAUCGCCAUGUGAUAAGAGGCUCUCUUUGAGUUCGUCGAAUUCUCAGCUCGCUGUGUUCCGACCCAAGGUCGAUGAAAUCUCUCUGCUCACCAUCAACACCACCAACUUCUCUCCGGAUUCAUAUGGUGGGUAUAUGGUGGCAUUUGCUGGUAGAAAAUAUGCAGCAAGGUCUAUCCCUGCUUUCGUUGCGAACAGCACAUACAUUGUAACCAGCUUUACUCUGGUUCUCGAAUUCAAGAAGGGUAGGCUGCAGAACUUGUAUUGGAAGAGAGAUGGCUGUGCUUCAUGCUCAGGCAACUCUAAUUUUGUUUGCCUCAACAACCAGGACUGUGCAAUCAGAAUGAGUAGCUGUAAGAACCAAGGGGGUUCUGUGGAUUGUAGUCUUGGGAUACAAUUGGCGUUUUCUGGCACAGAUAAGCACGAUUCUGUUUUCAACUCGUGGUAUGAAGUGGAGAAGCUUCGUCAGUACUCCCUUUAUGGCCUUUAUUCAAAUCUCAGGGAUUCUCUCACUAGCCAAUACAACAAGUUCUUCUAAUCAUGUUUCAGAUGUUUUGUACAUUUUUUUUAUGAGGUAUGUUGUAUUUUUCAUUUUCAUGUCUCCUUGUGUUGUUUCUCUCUUUUUCUUCCUUUUGGCAGCAGACCCAACGUUUCUUAAUGUCUUUUUACAUCUUGGGAUGUUCUUGAAAGAGUGGUGUAAAUUUCUACAUUGCGACGAGAGAGAGAUUAUAUCUCAAUUUAAUGUAGAUUUUUCCUGAAUAUUUCCUCGUUGAUCGUUCUUAUCAAUGGAUCUAUUUUGUGAAUUCGAG